AUGCAGCUCUCUGAAUUUCUCGAAGCAAUCGCAGCUCCUCAGUUGAUAACUUGCCGGCCCCUUUCUACCACAAAAACAAAUAACCUCGUACAUCCCCGUGAGCAUCUCCCGGAUUUGACCGAAUGGACGGGAAUUAAGAGGGAUAUCAAAAAGCUUCUCGAUCCAAAGCUUAGUUUCGAGUUAGCGGAACCCGGCUGGUCCGAUUUCAUUCGAACUGAUACAGGCCGAGCUACAUCCUGCUCGGACGAAAAUGGCGUUAGCGCUCUUGGUACUAAAGCAUACGAGAACCCGGCUUUGGUAAUAUUAGAGGAGUGUUUCGGGAUUGUUGGUCGUUUCUGUUACCACGGGGUCGGUUGUGAUUUAGGUGACGCUGACCGUGUGUUUGUAAUCCAACCCAAUCCAAGAGAACGAGGUAAAGGGAAAUUCGUCCUUGAAUGGGAAGCCCCCUGGGCGUUGGAUACGCCGGAUAAUCUUAUCGAGGAGUUCAACAGCGGGCGUCUUAGCAAUGGGAGACCUACCAAGCUUGUUAAAGCAGUUAGUCAACUCUAUGGCUACAUGACAUUUAACAACAUGAGGAUCGGGGCUCUCUGUAAUUAUGAGUCGCUAUACUUGUUUCAACGCGUCGGCAGCUGUGGAUUCCAGGUAUCACCACCAUUCAAAUUCUCAGACCGAGGGACCGAAAGCCCGGUGGCAGCUUUGGUGUAUAUUUGUCACCAGGUUGUUACCGUAGGGUCUUUCCACCACUCACCGAUCGAACAAGGGCCGCCAGGAACCCAUAUGUUGAAUAUUGAGGAUUUCGUCGUUCGGGGGACUUGGAAGGAAAAUGGCAAUACAGAAAUCUUGUGGGAACAAAUACAUCUAUACCUCGCCGAACGGGUAACGGGGAACAGAAGGUCGUGUUUAAAAUUUACGAAAAGAAUACUGAAAUCAAGGAGAAAGCUCCUGACAAAGACAUGA
Orbilia oligospora ATCC 24927 is the source of this 957-nucleotide messenger RNA. RefSeq lists its product as uncharacterized. The record is from RefSeq and is a predicted model, not a curated record. Bases 1 to 957 code for a protein of 318 amino acids. NCBI's taxonomy places the organism in Eukaryota, Fungi, Ascomycota, Orbiliomycetes, Orbiliales, Orbiliaceae. The transcript is spliced from 2 exons.